Messenger RNA from Kuraishia capsulata CBS 1993, 423 nucleotides. RefSeq lists its product as uncharacterized. The coding region runs from base 1 to 423 and encodes 140 amino acids. Gene Ontology annotation, cellular component: mitochondrion; cytosol. Gene Ontology annotation, molecular function: deaminase activity. Lineage: Eukaryota; Fungi; Ascomycota; Pichiomycetes; Pichiales; Pichiaceae. The transcript has a single exon. The record is from RefSeq and is a predicted model, not a curated record.
AUGCCUUUAUUCGCAGCUGGUCUUAUCCUUCCUGAACUGUCACUAACACCGCUACAGGUUUCUUCCAAGAACGCCCCACCAGCUGCUGCCUCUUACUCCCAUGCAGUCAAGGCCAACGGAUUCAUCUACGUUAGUGGCCAAAUCCCUUUCACUGCUGAGGGAAAGCCUGUCGAGGGCCAAAUUGGUGACAGGGCUGACCAAGUCAUCAAGAACGUGUUGGCUAUCUUGAAGGACUCAAACUCUUCUUUGGAGAGAAUCGUCAAGGUCAAUAUCUUCCUGACUGAUAUGGGCAACUUUGGUGCCUUCAAUGAAGUCUACGCCAAAUAUUUCAGUGUCCACAAGCCAGCCAGAUCAUGUGUUGCCGUUGCAGCCUUGCCAUUGGGUGUUGACGUUGAGAUGGAGGUUGUUGCCCUUGAAAACUAG